Moneuplotes crassus is the source of this 1334-nucleotide messenger RNA. Lineage: Eukaryota; Ciliophora; Spirotrichea; Euplotida; Euplotidae. The record is from the annotation of a GenBank genome assembly.
AUGAAGAUAGUUUUGGCGUUUGUAGUCGUGUUAAUAGGGGUAGUUUAUGCUGAAGGUGAGUGUCCGAUCUUCUCUUGUGAUACUAUUGAUCAAGAAGAGAGCAAGAAUGUGUGCUCAAAAAGAAUUGAUGCUGCUGAUGGGAAUCCAAUUUCUUUUCAAGCUCAGAGAUGUCCAGAAAAUUCUUACUGUCAAGCUAAAGAGUGGCUAAAACCAGAAGAUGCAACAGGAGAGGUCGGAGCUCUAUAUUGAGGAAACACUUCGACAUCUACGUUCCCAGAGACUUGGGUUCCUGUAAAUAAUGCAGCUCUUGAUGGAGAUAUCUGAGAGAAAAGCGCCCAUUGAUUAAAAAACUAUUUCAAUCAAGCUACUUGUGUUGAUGGUAUUUGUCAAGCAUCUACAAAAGAAGGAUCUAAGUGAGAUGGGAAUGACAAUAACUGCCCAAGGAGACAUUUUUGUAAUUCUGAUAACAUCUGAGCAAAACAAGUAGGAAAUCUCCAAGUAUGCACAAAAAAUGAGGAGUGUUUUAGAGGCUACGACUGUAUUAAGCCUUAUGGAGGAGAAGACUUUAUAUGCGUUGAUUUGCAUGUCUUAAAAAACGGAGAUAAAUUUUAUGUGCCAAAUAUGGAAUCCAGAAAGCCAAGACAGCUCUUUGGAGGAAUAUUGGUGAAUGAACUUGAAGGAGAUAUAACUCUAGAAGGAUCACAUGUUUGUGAAACUAAUGCUCAAGCUAAUGUUGAUGGUGUAAUGCAAUGCAGAUCUUUGCAGAGAAAUAUUGACCAAUCAUACACUGUAGAUAAUAUAUUCACAAAGUGCAAAACUGAGACCUUCCUUACUGGCGGUCUUGAUAAUUACAAUAAAGGAACUUUGGUUGAAACAACUCCUUUAUGUGGAUUUAACAAGGAUAACAAAGCUUAUUGUCCAAUUUUUGUAGGCGAUGACAUUGCUCUAGAUUUAAUAUGGAAGUCGAUUCAACGUGCAGAACAUUUAAACUGUCACAGACACUCCCAUAUUGGCCAUUUUGUUCAAGGUAGAGUCUGCAAAGAGUUUUACGAUAUAAGUCAUACCAUGGAAGCUUUCUAUGGAUUCAGAGCAGGACAGGUACUGACUCCUCAAACUUGGGCUAACACUGCUAAUAACGACGAAUGCGUGCGUAAGACAAUCACCUUUAGACAUUGGAAUGGAUUUGAUUCAGCAUAUAAUCAUGCUCUCUUUGUUAUAACCAUGAGUUCUCUUGUGCUCAUAACUAUAUAACCUAGCGAGAUUCGAACGUUCCAAUGUGUCUCGAAUUUAAUAACGCAACGAUUUUGAAGAUAUUAGAUUUAUUUUAUAUAUUU